Pocillopora meandrina is the source of this 4374-nucleotide messenger RNA. The record is from the annotation of a GenBank genome assembly. Lineage: Eukaryota; Metazoa; Cnidaria; Anthozoa; Scleractinia; Pocilloporidae.
GUGGUUUGUCAACAGUCUUCAAAAGUGAUAUCAUGCAUACUUAGUUCAAUUAUCACGCUCUAAUGAGGAUAUCGACCGCUGGGCACGGCUUCAGUUAAGUAAAUCACAAGAUUCUAUGGUUACAGAAAAGAAUUACCAUUUAUAGCGUGUUCAAGCGAUAUCGCCACUUGACCAGUAUUUGCUGCGUGUUCCUGAAAUAGCCAACCCUUGUCCCGACAGCUGAGGAGAGGCGUGGUUAUGUCUCAUGCACGCGUGACCGCAAGUUUGAGUACUAUUUAAUGCAGAAAUAAUUUCACUUUCGACAGAUCGGGUGUCUGUCUGAUCAUUGAUCGCUGAUCGUCCGCCGUUGCAUAUCAAAAGGUCGUAACUGCUCCCGAUCCGUUCUAAUGGAAUCUCGACGAGAAAAAGAGAAUCUUUCAUUUUCGAUUGAAAACAUUUUACGAGAUGAUUUUCCACGAGGACAGAAAACGAACAUUGUGAAUGUACAACAACAAGCCUUGUGUCUUGAAAGAUGGUCGGAGCCACCAUUUUACGGUUACUAUUCGCUUCGUUACGGCCCAAUUUUCAUGAAAUGUCUGCCAAGUGUUUACAGACCCGAGAGAAGAUUGAACAGAGUGGAGGGAGAAAAAGAGCGAAUUUUAACAGAGAAACAGAAAGAGAUUGAAGAACAUCGCUCGAUUUACAAAGAUGAAGCUCUUUCUCAAAGUCAAGGUAAGGAUAACUAAUUUUAAAAAGUUUAGUGUAAUCGGAGAGCAACCAAAGUACGAUAACAUAUUUAAAUCAAAACAUUAAAUUUUUGAGUCUGAAAUAGUCAUCGCCGAUCGAGUUCAUGAACGAUUUAAUUUUCCAAUCAGCUUUCUUUCAGCACUUAUUUUUAAAAACUUUUUUGUGCAAUGACAUGUUUACUUAGCAACGCUUCAGGCAGUCUCAGACCGACAUUUUGGUUUUCAAUUACUUUAAUUUGUUUUAACUUGGCGUCGGCGAGAAUUUCCUGGAUGAUAAAAAUAAAAGUGAACUUUCUAUUGUUCUUUUAAGGAUCACUUCUUCUUGCCCUAACAUGCGUUCGCUAGGCACGUACAGACAAAAACAUUUCCUCGUUCGAACUUUCAACAAAUUGCCUCAAAGUUCAAUUGAGAAACAUUUCUUCCCAAAAAAAUCUUGAGACGAAAUGGAAGAAUUAUCCCUGUGUUCAUUUCAGAUUUUAUAACUAUUUUGUUUGCAAUUCCUAACAUUAUGGUAUAAUGUUGGUUGUCGUUUUAACUCAGAUAGGUCCCUAUUCGGUAAGGUAACACUAAUUGAUAAAGCGAGGGCGGAAAAUAUCUCUUUACACCCCAAAUACUCAAGACGUUAACAUAUUGUGUUGUGCAGGUUAAGAGCGAGUAAGAGCUAGGGUCAUGUAUUGAUGGUUUAGCGAGCUAUUUAAUCAAGUUGAUCGCAUUUUUUCCUUUUCAACCGACACGCAAAACAAUCUAGAAGCUAGGGCCGAUAUCUUCUAAAACACGAAACAUUAUCCGAAGUUGAACUAUUGUGUUCGUGAGCUGUGGCGUUACAAAUCUAAAUCAAUUAAAACCAAUCGAAACUCAUAAUUGGGAUUUCAGUAAACUAACGAUUACAAAUUGAUAUCAUGUACUUCUUACGUAUAACCUCACUUGGAUAUUAUUUCCUUAAAACGCCUCAAUAAGCGCAGUCGAAAUUCAGAAAAAACGAGACUACGAGUUUUACAGUUUUAACGAUCUGCGGUAACUUCCGCUAAAAGUCGUCGAUGUAUUUGUGCCUUCCUAUUCACUUGCAGCUUUUGAAGUGAAUGCUCGAGUCAACUGGAAGAGCUAUUCUUUGUUGUAAAUGAUUUUAAUUUUAUGAAUACGCUUUUCGUGAGUGUCUAAGUUGUUUUUUCUAAUACAUGAGAGAUGUCCAGUAAUGGCGACAACGAAUAUCUGCGGGCGCUUGUGCGUUGCAAUAUCAGAUCAGUAUACGUGACAAUCAACUUGUAUUUAUGUACUUAGAUAUUGAUCUCGCGAUACUAUUCUGACAAGUUUGCUUAAUUCAAAAUCUUCUCAAAAAAAACUUGAUCAUUCAAAACAAUUUUAAUCGCUGACAAAGAGAUUUCCACCAAGAACACGAUGGUAGAAGGCUGGUUGUCGACAUAAUUUGCACGGUGGAAUUCGAGGUGAAAAUUAUAUUAUUGGGAAUAUUGCUUUAGAUAACAAGAGCUUUAAGUGUUUGUUUGGCUAAAUAGUGGCUUUUGAGAAUACUUUCAUCCGUUUUGUUUAAGCGAUCUAAAGUUGUAAUACUGUAUCUCAGAAACCGCAAGCCGAAAAACAUGAUUCUACACACCAUCAAGAUUUGUGAAGAUUGAUAUGAAAUUUAUCCACGGAAUUAAAGGCUACGAAUUGCUGUUAGCUAAACAACAGAGGAAAUCUCGAGUGCUCACGUGUAAAUGCUAAAAUGUCUGCUAAAAUGGCAUCUAGGAAAGAGCCUAAAAUCAUUCCAUAUUCUUUUGAAGUCAUAUUCCUAUCCGAUGUUAUUUGAUUCCAGACAACGCAAUACGAGAGUCAAGAACGGGUUUCAGCUCGUAAAGGUUCUUCAAAUGUUGGACUUUUCUCUGACUGUAUCUAUGAGCCAAAGGUUGCAAAGUUAACAGUUGCAACUAAUUGGAUCUGAUCUCUUUCGAACCGAUAAAGAUGGUUUUAAGAUUUUUAACAAAAGGGAAUUUUUGUUAUUUCGAAUGUUAACAGAAUACCACUUUCCAAAUAUGAAAGACUUGCGUUAACACCAGUUGCAUGGACUACCUUCAAUAAUUUACGAUCUUUUCGCACUGAAUUUGUUUUUAUAAAUCUGAGGUAUUUUACAAAUUAGUCAGGUCAAUCAAAUCAGUUGUUUUUAGUGACUACAAUGACAAAAACGUAGUUUUUCAGUUAAACUUUCAAAGUUCAUAGAGUUUCUUUUUUAACAUCUGUUUAAAUAUUGAUGCCUUUUUUUUUCAAACUCGUUUGGGACUAAACUUGCAUUGACAGCAUGAUAAGUGCUAAUAUGAAAUAUUGUUGGUUUUUCCAGAUUUCAAAGGAUCAUUAUAUUUGCGUUGUUAUUUUUUCUAAUGGUUUAAACGUAUUAUGUCAAAGAACGUUUAGGACUGUUAUUGAAUCAUCCGAAUAUAGCUUGUGUAACUUUUGAAACAGUCAAACACUAUUUUGUAAAGUACGAAUAGUUUCAUGGAAUUUGCUUCAUUUUAGCGAAAAGGUUCUUUCUUCGUGUUUCGUGAUACAAUAAAUCGAAAUUAAGGAAUUUACCGCCCGCGAUAAGGUAUUGAGCUGUCAUCGGCAUCGUCUAUCUCAAGGAAGUGCUUCAUAUUGAAUUAACUAACAUUCAAAAUCACGGCAUAAGGCAAAAUGGCUAUAAGUACUGUACAGAAAAAAACUCCUCCGAGAUUUUUGCUUGCAAAACUACGGACCAACGAAAGGUUAUCCAAAUCAGCACAGAAACAAUUAUUACAAGAUGUCCUUCAUUAGGGUAUUUACGUCGCAUCGAGCGCCUUCCUCUCAAUCAAAAGGCAACAUUGAUAGCGCAUGUAACAGAUAUAUUGAAGUUGCAUGUUAUAAUAAAACCUCACGAAAACAUAUCACCCACAAAAUUGUUGAUUGAGCUUGUGGUACAGUAUUUCUAACUCAAGAGGUGCGAGCAAUUAUCUAUAAAAUGCCAACAAGCUUUUACUAAAGUGAGUUAUUUCUUUUUCAUCAGACGAAAUCACCAGCAAAAAGAUGAUUAAACAAUCUAAGAGAGAAACGUGCUACGAUGAAAAAGGCCAGGCCAGCGGUAAACGGAAGCGGCGAAAUCGCAGCCAUUUCACUCAGCGUCAACUCCAAUAUCUCGACAAGAUAUUUUCCCGCCAACAGUAUCUUACACGCGACGAGCGCACACUUUUGGCGAGGGGCCUGGAAAUGACCGAACUUCAGAUCAGAAACUGGUUCCAGAACCGAAGAUACCAAAGAAAACAUCGCGCCAACGAGAAUUCGAAACAAGAUGAACCAGAUUCGUCAGUGUGUGUAAAAGAAGAAGUUUGAUCACACAAAUCUGGAGAAACAUUCCAUCAAAUUUCGCUGAUGAAGUGAAUAAUCCCAUAAUAACGCGACUUACUGCGCCUUUAGAUACCUUUCUGAGAAGGAAAAGGUUCUUAUUAAGUUGUGAUAAAGUAGAAAAAAGCGUGGAUCUAUUUUCCAUAGCCAGUGCACUGUCAAAAAGUCCAACUUUGGUUAGUGCCGAUCCAGUUGUAACGUAGAGAACUAAUUGAAAAGCAAUAUGACUGGUAGAAAUCUGUAAAUAUGCUAGCUAAACAUUGAUAUUUUUCCAUGCAAAUUUAUACGUUUGAAAAAGGAACUA